Molecule: messenger RNA, 3327 nt
Organism: Prionailurus viverrinus (fishing cat)
Lineage: Eukaryota; Metazoa; Chordata; Mammalia; Carnivora; Felidae
Gene: KCNH8
Product: potassium voltage-gated channel subfamily H member 8
Exons: 16
Coding region: 1-3327 (1108 amino acids)
Biological process (GO): potassium ion transmembrane transport; regulation of membrane potential
Cellular component (GO): membrane
Molecular function (GO): voltage-gated potassium channel activity
Source: RefSeq, a predicted model, not a curated record
AUGCCGGUUAUGAAAGGAUUACUGGCGCCCCAGAACACCUUCCUCGACACCAUCGCCACCCGUUUUGACGGAACACACAGCAACUUCAUCCUCGCGAACGCCCAGGUGGCCAAGGGGUUCCCCAUAGUCUACUGUUCUGAUGGCUUCUGUGAGCUGGCUGGAUUCGCCCGGACUGAAGUCAUGCAGAAGAGUUGCAGCUGCAAAUUCUUAUUUGGAGUCGAAACCAAUGAGCAGCUGAUGCUUCAAAUAGAAAAGUCGCUGGAGGAGAAAACAGAAUUCAAAGGAGAAAUUAUGUUCUACAAGAAGAACGGGUCUCCAUUUUGGUGCCUAUUGGAUAUUGUUCCUAUAAAGAAUGAGAAAGGAGAUGUGGUACUUUUUCUGGCCUCAUUCAAAGACAUAACAGAUACAAAAGUGAAGAUUACUCCAGAAGAUAAAAAAGAAGACAAAGCCAAAGGAAGAUCAAGGGCAGGGACCCACUUUGACUCAGCCCGGAGACGGAGUCGAGCGGUCCUUUAUCACAUCUCUGGGCACCUGCAAAGAAGAGAAAAGAACAAACUGAAAAUAAAUAAUAAUGUUUUUGUAGAUAAACCAGCGUUUCCGGAGUAUAAAGUUUCUGAUGCAAAAAAGUCCAAAUUCAUACUUUUGCAUUUUAGCACUUUUAAAGCUGGCUGGGACUGGCUUAUUCUAUUGGCGACGUUUUAUGUUGCCGUGACUGUACCUUACAACGUUUGCUUUAUUGGCAACGAUGAUCUGUCCACGACGCGGAGCACAACAGUCAGUGACAUUGCAGUGGAGAUCCUUUUUAUCAUAGAUAUUAUUUUAAAUUUCCGAACAACCUAUGUCAGCAAGUCUGGCCAAGUUAUCUUUGAAGCAAGAUCAAUUUGCAUCCACUAUGUCACAACCUGGUUCAUCAUUGACUUAAUUGCUGCCCUGCCUUUUGAUCUCCUGUAUGCUUUCAACGUCACAGUGGUGUCUCUCGUGCAUCUCCUGAAGACCGUCCGGCUGCUGCGUCUCUUGCGUCUCCUGCAGAAGUUGGACCGCUAUUCCCAGCACAGCACAAUCGUCCUGACUCUGCUCAUGUCCAUGUUUGCACUCCUUGCACACUGGAUGGCGUGUAUCUGGUAUGUCAUUGGAAAAAUGGAGAGGGAAGACAACAGCCUUCUGAAGUGGGAAGUUGGUUGGCUCCAUGAGUUGGGAAAGAGACUAGAGUCUCCAUACUACGGCAACAAUACCUUGGGGGGCCCGUCCAUCCGAAGUGCCUAUAUUGCCGCUCUGUACUUCACUCUCAGCAGCCUCACCAGUGUUGGGUUUGGGAAUGUCUCUGCUAAUACAGAUGCGGAAAAGAUCUUCUCCAUCUGCACCAUGCUGAUCGGCGCCUUGAUGCACGCCUUGGUGUUUGGAAACGUGACCGCAAUCAUACAGAGGAUGUAUUCCAGAUGGUCCCUCUAUCACACUAGAACUAAGGAUCUGAAGGACUUUAUACGAGUCCAUCACCUGCCCCAGCAGCUCAAGCAGAGGAUGCUCGAAUAUUUCCAAACAACCUGGUCAGUCAACAAUGGAAUAGAUUCAAAUGAGCUUUUGAAAGACUUUCCAGAUGAGCUGCGUUCUGACAUCACUAUGCAUUUGAACAAGGAGAUCUUACAGUUGUCCCUUUUUGAGUGUGCCAGCCGGGGCUGCCUCAGGUCUCUGUCUCUACACAUCAAAACCUCUUUCUGUGCUCCGGGGGAGUAUCUGCUGCGUCAAGGAGAUGCUUUGCAGGCCAUCUACUUUGUAUGCUCAGGCUCCAUGGAAGUUCUUAAAGACAGCAUGGUGCUGGCUAUUCUUGGGAAAGGAGACUUAAUUGGAGCAAAUCUAUCAAUUAAGGACCAAGUGAUCAAGACCAACGCAGAUGUGAAGGCUUUAACCUACUGUGAUCUUCAGUGCAUCAUCCUCAAAGGACUCUUUGAAGUGCUAGACCUUUACCCAGAAUAUGCUCACAAAUUCGUGGAAGAUAUUCAGCAUGACCUCACAUACAACCUUCGAGAAGGUCACGAGAGUGAUGUGAUAUCAAGAUUAUCGAACAAAUCUACAGUCUCACAGUCAGAGCCCAAGGGAAAUGGCAGCAUCAACAAAAGACUCCCGUCCAUUGUGGAAGAUGAGGAAGAGGAGGAGGAAGGGGAGGAAGAAGAGACAGCCUCCCUCUCUCCCAUCUACACAAGGGGAUCCUCCUCUUCACGCAGCAAGAAGGUGGGAAGCAGUAAAAGCUAUCUAGGCUUGAGCUUGAAGCAGCUGGCCUCAGGAACAGUGCCGUUUCACUCACCUAUCAGAGUCUCCAGUUCAAAUUCCCCAAAAAACAAACAGGAAACUGACCCCCCUAACCAUGGAAAAAGGAAAGAGAGAAACUUGAAAUUGCAACUUUCGGCUUUGAAUAGUUCUGGACCCCCAGACCUCAGUCCAAGGAUCGUUGAUGGAAUUGAAGAUGGAAACAGCAGUGAGGAAAGCCAGACUUUUGACUUCGGCUCUGAACGCCUCAGACCAGAGCCCAGAGUUUCUCCUCCUCUAGGAGACUCAGAGAUUGGAGCUGCUGUUCUCUUCAUCAAAGCAGAGGAGACCAAGCAGCAAAUAAAUAAACUCAACAGUGAGGUGACGACAUUGACUCAGGAGGUCUCCCAGUUAGGUAAGGACAUGAGGAAUGUGAUGCAACUUCUGGAAAACGUUCUCUCACCCCAGCCGCCGUCGCGGUUUUGCUCUCUGCACACCACCUCUGUGUGUCCCCCCAGGGACAGCUUACAGACCAGGAUGACCUGGAGUGCGCACCAGCCUUGCCUACACUUGCAAGCAGGUGGAGCUGCUUAUACUCAAGCACAACUCUGUCACGGUAAUGUCACCUCAGACAUUUGGAGUGUGGAUCCCUCCUCUGUGGGGAGCAGCCCCCAGCGAACUGGAGCUCAUGAGCAAAAUCCUGCGGACAGUGAACUUUACCACUCUCCAAACCUCGAUUAUUCACCUGCCCACUGCCAGGUUGUCCAGGAAGGUCACUUGCAAUUUUUAAGGUGCAUCUCUCCACAUUCAGAUUCCACACUGACGCCUCUGCAGUCCAUCUCCGCGACUCUCUCGUCCUCCGUCUGCUCUUCGUCGGAAACCUCUUUGCACCUGGUUCUCCCCAGCAGAUCGGAGGAGGGCAGCUUCAGCCAGGGAGCCACGAGCCCCUUCAGUCUGGAAAACCUGCCGGGAUCUUGGGACAGGGAAGGAGCGGCCUCGAUCUCUACUGAACCCUUGGAGAACUUUCCACUGGAAGUUGUCACAAGCACAGCAGAAAUGAAAGAUAAUAAAGCCAUAAACGUAUGA